AUGUUCAAUUUGCUUUUGUCGAAAUUAGAUGUUGACUCCAUUAAGUUAUUCGAGUUGGAACAUAAGUCUAAUGAAAUUCCUUCAUUUAAAAAAUUAGUAGCGUUCAUCGAAACCCAAUACAUCGCGUAUGAUAAUUUAGACAGCAGUAUAGGUGAGGGAAAGAAGUCGUCGCGGGCCCCAAAUAACAAGGAGCCAAAGGCCAACGCGAAACACCAGGCUGGUGAUUCAAGGCACAAUCGUAGUAGCUCGUCGUUCGUGACAAAUUCGUCUUCAGUAUGUUGCGCUUUAUGCAAACAAAGCCAUUAUCUCAACCAGUGUUCGUUGUUCUUGAAAAAAUCGCCAAAAGAGAGAUACCAGUUUUGUAAAGAGUCUUCUUCCUGUUUUAAGUGUCUUAAUCAGGCUAACCAUUCAGUCAAGUCGUGUCCUAAAUCCUUCAAAUGUAGCAAAUGUAGUAGUCAUCUCCAUAAUAGUUUGUUACACUUCGAGAGAAACCGUUCCAAUAGUCAGUCGUCCUCAGAAAAUAAUAGUCCAGGGACAUCGGGAAUCGAAUCGUCUCCUGAAGUAUCCCAUUGUGCCGCUAGUUUUGUAGGAAAGAAAAGUGAAACUAAAAAGGAAAUCUUGCUCGGUACUGUUUUGGUUCAUGCAAUUGACAGUAAAGGGUGUAAACAACCCUUGAGAUGUCUUAUUGAUUCGGGUUCGAUGAGUUCGUUCAUUAGUCGAAAGGCUGCCAAUCGAUUGGGAUGGCCUAAAACUCCUUGCUCGUUAGAAGUUAACGGACUCAAUUCGAUGCAAACGAAACUGAAUCAGGGGCAAAUAAGUUUCUCUAUCCAACCUCGUCAUCAGGAGUCACCGGUGUUUCAUUUGGAGGCUAUUAUUACAGAUCGGGUUUGCUCGGAUUUGCCCAGCACCCAAAUAGAUAUUUCUGCUUGGAAUUAUAUUAAAAAUUUGAAGUUAGCUGAUCCCAAAUUUAAUUGUAGUCAAUCGGUCGAUUUGUUAAUUGGUUGUAGUAUAUUUUCGAAGGUGUGGUUAGAGGGUAAAAUUGAAGGUAAACCGGGACAACCUGAUGCCCUAAAUACCGUUUUUGGAUAUAUUUUGUUGGGCCCAACUAGCACACCUAACCUUUCGUCAACUUGUUUUUCUUCUUCGUCGCUUGUUUGUCUUUCAAAUGUGGAAGACUCGUUAGAUUCUUCGUUAAGGAAAUUUUGGGAACUGGAGAACAUACCGGAAGAGCCAGUUUCAGAACCGGAAGAUGUUCUUUGCGAAACCAUUUAUCGGGAAACACAUAGUCGGGACGUCUCGGGAAAAUAUGUUGUGUCUUUGCCUUUUCGUGAAUCGCCGCCUUGUUUAAAAGAUAGCUAUGAUGUUGCUUUAAACAGAUUUAUUUCGUUGGAACGUCGCUUGUUUCGUCAGCCGGGUUUGCAAAAGGAAUAUUCGUCCCAUAUGCAGGAGUAUAUUGAUUUAGGUCAUAUGCAAUUGGUUCCUGAGGGCGAAAAGACAAAGGGAAAGUAUUAUAUCCCACAUCAUUGCGUUGUUAAGUCGGAAAGUGUCUCUACUAAAAUUCGAGUGGUAUAUAAUGCGUUUCAGAAAAGUCCCAGACUUGCGAACUGGGAAAAAUAUACUGAUGAAUUGGAAACCCAAGUGAAAAAUAUAGUCCCGAUCCCCAAAAACUAUGAUGCAUUCAUCAAACUUGUAAAACGAACCUCAUGUAAACACAUACUCAGAGGAUGUCAACAACAUUACAUAUCUGGUCUGAACGAUGAAGCAAAAGACAUUAUGACAAAGUACACCGAAGAAUAUAGUAAAGACCCAUUUAGCGAAGUUACGGCACAGAUAGGGGAGAGACUGCAGCAAAUACUAAGCGCCUCCAGACAAGAACGGUGGAGCGAGACUUUAAGUAAAAUGGAUAUGACGCACAGUAGUAAGCAGGCUUAG
This is a messenger RNA of Diabrotica virgifera virgifera (western corn rootworm), 1932 nucleotides long. RefSeq lists its product as uncharacterized. The record is from RefSeq and is a predicted model, not a curated record. The coding region runs from base 1 to 1932 and encodes 643 amino acids. Lineage: Eukaryota; Metazoa; Arthropoda; Insecta; Coleoptera; Chrysomelidae. The transcript has 2 exons.